Balaenoptera musculus (blue whale) is the source of this 721-nucleotide messenger RNA. RefSeq names its product PIGB opposite strand 1 (gene PIGBOS1). Lineage: Eukaryota; Metazoa; Chordata; Mammalia; Artiodactyla; Balaenopteridae. The record is from RefSeq and is a predicted model, not a curated record. The transcript is spliced from 2 exons. Bases 303 to 467 code for a protein of 54 amino acids.
CCCACGCCCGCGGUUGGUCCCUGUGGCGCAGUGCUGCAUGUUCAGGCAACGCUUCUGCGCUUCGCCACGGACUCGUCCCUGCUUUCCAGUCUACGUUUCUUUCUCGAGGGAUUGUUGCCCUCCUUUGGCUUCGUGGUCUCUGCGGCUGGUGGUCUGGAAACUGCUGAAAGGAGCCGGAUCUCACCUCUGCGAGGGCAGGCGGGAGGCGGCGCGGAACCAGAGCAGAACGGUCAGAGGUCUCUGAGUGAUCUGAAGAGAUUUCCUGGAAACCACCAUUGCGCUGUGCGGUGUUUGUUGAAAAAAUGUUUGGAAGAUUGACUUUUCCACAACUGCUUUUUGCUAGCAUCCUUGGAAUUGCUGGAGGAAUAUAUAUUUAUCAACCAAUAUUUGAACAGUAUUCCAGAGAUCAGAAGGAAUUAAAAGAAAAGUUGAAAUUGGUACAAGACUCAGAAGAGAAGAAAAGUUAAUACUACAUGGAGUCGAACUAUAAUUGCUUAAAGUUCCAUUGAAAUUAUACAUUGACUAUAAAUAAUCUAGUAAAAAGUUAUCAGAUAUAUUUUAAUUGUAAGUAAGUCAUAGAUAAUGAUUUUAAAUUAGUUUUGAAACUAGCACUGUCAAUUUUAAUGUUUCCUGUAUUUUUAUUUGCCAUUUUAUGUCUUUUCACCAGGACAGAUUAGUACUUUCCUUUUAAGCAAAAAUAAAUGUCUUAAGAAAUAUUUUA